GACACUGAAUGACUCGCUGAACUACGGUGCUACUCGGCUGCCACUCGGCUCCUACCCCCGGGGUCCCCUACUCCAGCAUAUAAGGGAGAAUCAAAUUUCGGUUUUCAGUCUCACUGUCAGGCUUGCGGACUCAAAGGACCUACCUUCGGCGAGAUGGCUACGCCCACAGUUUCAACCUUCGUUAUCUCUGUGAUCCUACAGCCCAUCAUCGUGGGGAUCAGCAGUGCUAUGCUCUCAUCCCUCAUAUCCUACGAGAUCGCUGGACAGCUUGACUGGAGGCCGAUCAUCAUAUGCAUGACAUGUGACAUUCUUGUUAUUGGUGUUGACCACCUGAAGGAUCAAGAAGUUGUCAUCAAUGCUCUGGGUGCAGCUUCCAUGAAGCGCUUUACCCCCAUGUUCCACCUUGCCCUCAAAGUCCAUCAGAAACGACGUUCCUCACCGGUAGUUUUUACUACCCCCGCUUUUCUGUGGACGACACCGCUUGAUCUUCAGUGGAUCGGCAGGGUAUUGAAGAGAUUCGCGCUGGUAAAUUAUGAUCAAGAAGAUUCACCCGGAUCUAAGAACCCAUUCAUCAUCAAACGAGUUCCUGGCAUGAAGGCUAUAUUGGACGGUAUCAUUCGGGGCUAUGGGUUAUUCUUAGUCGUCCACUCAGCACUACAGCUAUCAUGGCAAUCAGCCAAUAACGCGCCUCCGUGGACGAUCUUCGAGACUAUCAUUUGGUCGACGGUCAAUCGCACUUGUCAUUGUAUUUUGGCCGAUGUGCGUGACUAUGACGAAGACAAGAAGGUUGGAGUGCCGACCAUACCCGUCCUUCUAGAGUCUCCUCUUAAGACCCGAAUAGUCUUGACCGUCGUUCAAGCAGCUGUUAUGAUGGCCUUCCUCCACAAUCCAUUCAUUGUAGGGAAUUGCUGCUUCACAAUUGCUCUUGCUUGGAUUCUAGGGAAAGAUUCUCCGAAAGUUUACUUCCGUCUCAGUCUUCACUCACAGUCGAUAUUCAUUAUUAUGUACGCUAUUAUGAUCGUUUUACUAUAG
Suillus subalutaceus is the source of this 1032-nucleotide messenger RNA. RefSeq lists its product as uncharacterized. Bases 154 to 1032 code for a protein of 292 amino acids. The record is from RefSeq and is a predicted model, not a curated record. Lineage: Eukaryota; Fungi; Basidiomycota; Agaricomycetes; Boletales; Suillaceae. The transcript has 5 exons.